AUGAAGUCGCGGAUCAUAUCUUUGGGGUAUCUACUGUUGACUGCGUACACUUGUGUGUGCUAUGGCGCUGAAGUUCCAGGCACUUAUAAAAGCACAAAGAAUACGUUUGAAGAUGGGAAGGUGAACUCUAUCGACCAGUCUGAUACAGCUUCCUUAGUCACGCGCUCAAGUGAACCGACAAGCCACACUCUGGCAAGCUCUGAUCCUAACGAAGCGCCUAAUGCAAGCUCUGCUCCAAAAGUGGAGGCAAAACUUCAGACAGAUUAUGAUUUUCAUGGCUUUAAUAAAGAAGGCGAAGAUAAAGACCAAGAUGAUUAUCAUGAUGAAGAUGAUGAAUUAUUGUAUGGAGAUAUUGAAGGAACCAAUGAAACCAUGGGAGAACAGGUUUCGACCAAUCACACAACAGCUACAAAUUUAAAUAUUGUUAACGGUACAAAACCUGUAGAUGACUCUGGCCAUGUAGAGAAAACAAGCUCAGGAAGUGGGUCAUCUGGGAAUGCAGAUACAAACCCAAGCAAUGGUCAGGUUACUUCAAACACUCCCGAGGAAAGUAAUAGUCAUAGUGAAGUUACAUCCUCCGAGCAAAUUCAUGGAAUCACUUCUCAGGGUGCUGACAAAACUCUAGGAAAUGUGAAUGUAGACGUUUCUGGAAAUUCUGGUACGAAUGUUCACGGAAAUAUUGGUGAAACGCCUGGAAACGAAGCAAGUACGUCAGCUGGAAUAUCACAGAAUGUUGAGAAAAAUAAUCAAGCUACUCAAGAACAUUCUGGUGAGCAGAAUACAGAGCCUCAGUCUGGACAAUUUUCAAGUCAAACUUCUCAUCCUGUAAAUGAGGAUAACGGAGGCAAUACAGAGCAGGCAACUGCAACAAAUCAAGGUACCGCAUUAAAUCAGCAAAAUACUGACCAAAAUACAGGAACGAUGUCUAGAAAUUCUGAACAAUCUGGAAGUUCACAAUCUGUGAGCGAGGCUAAUGGAGACAAUACAGAGCAAGCAAUUCCAACAAAUCAACAGCGAGGUACCGCAUUAAAUCAGCAAAAUACUGGUCAAAAUACAGGAACCAUGUUUAGAAAUUCUGAACAAUCUGGAAGUUCACAAUCUGUGAGCGAGGCUAAUAGAGACAAUGCAAACAAGCAAGGACAAGGCAACAACUUAAACGAGCACGGAACUGAUCAGCUUCAUCCCAGCGCGACAGUUGGAAACAAUGGAAACGGUGAUGCGAAUAUACAGAAUAGUUUAGAAAAUCCUCCUCAAGGGAACGACGUGGCAAAUACACAUGGAAAUGCCGACACAACGGGAAACUCGAAUUCAGAGAAUAAGCCAAGCCAAGCUGAACCUUUGUCAAAAGAUGGGAGCUCAACUAUUGACACAAAUAAUCAAAAUACUCAAGGAAGUUUUGCAACUCAGAAUGAAAAAGAUGGGAGUCUUAUGUCUAAUAAGCAAAGCCAAACUGAACUUUUGUCAAAAGAUGGGAGCUCAAAUAUUGACACAAAUAAUCAAAAUACUCAAGGAAGUUUUGCAACUCAGAAUGAAAAGGAUGAGAGUCUUAUGUCUAAUAAGCAAAGCCAAACUGAACCUUUGUCAAAAGAUGGGAGCUCAACUAUUGACACAAAUAAUCAAAAUACUCAAGGAAGUUUUGCAACUCAGAAUGAAAAGGAUGUGAGUCUUAUGUCUAAUAAGCAAAGCCAAACUGAACCUUUGUCAAAAGAUGGGAGCUCAACUAUUGACACAAAUAAUCAAAAUACUCAAGGAAGUUUUGCAACUCAGAAUGAAAAGGAUGUGAGUCUUAUGUCUAAUAAGCAAAGCCAAACUGAACCUUUGACAAAAGAUGGGAGCUCAAAUAUUGACACAAAUAAUCAAAAUACUCAAGGAAGUUUUGCAACUCAGAACGAAAAGGAUGGGAGUCUUACGCCUGGUUCCCAAGACACGCAGACACAAAAUAAUGUUAAUUUAGAACACGACAACGCAGACAAUACUCAUGAUAAUUCCGGUGUUAAUCUUAAUCCUGAUCCUAAUUCGAAUGUUAAUCUUAACCCUGGUGGUAGUCUUAGAAAACCAGAGAAUCAAGUUCUCCCAGAACACACUCAUGCAUUGAACGAAGGCACAAGCCAAGAACAACACGGCCCAACGGAGUCAACCGUUCAAAUGUCUUCUCCAAAUUCAAACAAGUCUAACAAUGCACAGUCAUCAAGCAAUUCACUCGAGGCAAGCACAGAUUCUGGAUUAGAAGCGACAGGAAAACCAGAAUAUAUCACAGCACAACAGGAUGAAUCACAGUCAGAGAUCACGCAUGCGUGGGGUGGUACAGGAGGGAUUGGCGGAAUUUCACAGAAGGGCAAUGAAGGUAAAGGUUCAUUGCGUAUUCAAAAUAAAGCGUUUGUUUUCAUAAUAUUUCAUGCACUAACUGCUGUAUUAUCAAUACUAGGACGUUAAAUUUUGCAAGUGUUGCUUUUGUUUUCUAGGACAAAAUGUACAUCCAUGGGAGAAGACUUCAUCACACUCUAACGACGGAGAAAAUUCUGAAAAUCAAACACCCGAGAAUGAUGCACAAAGCCACAGCUCUAAUAACAACUUAGAUGUUUCUGAACAAUCUUUACCACAGACAACCCACAAUUGGGGCGGGGGUGAAUCUGAUGAGAAUUCCAUUACACAAAACAAUAUGCAUGACAGUCCUAAAGAUGAUAAUAAAUACGUAACAAACGAAACAGGAAAGGAUGCAUCAGACGGCGUAACAGCGCCACAAUUAAAGCAAGAUGGUCUAAGUAUUGGAAACAAUCAUUUGCAAACUGGAGAACAAGACAAGUUAGAGACUAAUAACCAUCAGGAGUUGCCGAAUGUCAAUUCCUUGAAUGGAGACACAGAAGGCAAAGGAACCAGCCCCCAAGAGAACAGAUACACAGGAAGAACCAGCCCUCACGAGAAUAGAGACACAGGAGGAACCAUCCCCCAAGAGAAUAGAGACACAGAAGGAACCAGCCCCCAAGAAAAUAGAGGCACAGAAGAAACCAUCCCCCAACAAAAUAGAGGCACAGAAGGAACCAUCCCCCAAGAGAAUAGAGACACAGAAGGAACCAGCUCCCAAGAAAAUGAAGAUACAGUUUCACAAAAACAUAUCGGAAAUAUGCCAGGUAAUGCUCCUGAAAGUUCUGGCACAGAAGAUCAUAACAGAGAGCAACAUGCAGAUCGUCCUGAAGAUCAAACUGACACUGAUCAAAACGAUAUUCAAGAUAAUUCUGUUAUGGGAGGAGAACAAGUCCAACAGAAGAUUCAGGAUAACAGUAAGGAACACAAUGACAUCUCUCAAGGCAAAACUCCACAAGAGACACGAGAUGGUCUGUCUGGAAACUCAGCAGUAGAGCAAGACAGACAGGAUAACCAGAAAAGUAACCACAAGAAUGCAGACAAUAUAAGCAACAUACCACCAGGAAAGGAAGACAACCAACACCAAGAAAACAGCGAAACAUUUAAAGGGAAUGAAGUGGUAUUGUCAAAUGGACAACACUCUAAUGAUAAAAAUGGUAACGAAAUCAACAAUGGUCCUCCAGGGAAAGAUAUUAAUGACCAAUUCUCACAAGAGAGAACAAAUAGCAAUGAAAGAGCAGAUAAUAAUGAAGAAUUAAAUAAGAAUUUCAAAAGUUUACACAACGGAGACUUGAAUGCGAAUUAUGCACACAGGAUUUCGCAAACUUUGAAUGAAGUUUUUUCGAAUAGUGAUUCUGGAAACUUGAAUGAAAAGAACAAUAUCAAAGAACAAGAAAAUGUGUAUGAUUCUAAGACUUCAAAUGAUGACGAAGUAAAGUCAUCAUACAACAGUAUGAGCGAAAGUGAAAUUGGAAACAAUAAUAAGCAUGUGGUGUUUCAUUCUCAUUUGAAAGGCGAAAAUGGGAAUAUUUUUAAUCAAGGUGGGAAAGAUCUUCCAGAUGUAAGUGUCAGCAUGUCUGAUGACAGUUUUGGGAAACAGGAGACAGGAGAAAAACAAGAUGGAUUUAAUUCGGAAGAUAAGAAACACAAAAGUGACAAACACGAUGACGGAAAUACGAACGUUGGAAGUGACAGAAAUAGCGAGAAGGGAAGUGAUAACAUUUUAAAAGAACAUCAUUUUUGGCAAGAAAUACACAAAGGGAAAAACUUAGGGAACGGUCAUAUCAAGGAAGAUUGUUUGCAUUCCGAAGAUCCUGGGUGUAUUGGCUCGAGACGUAAGCCACACAAAGGCCAUGCUGAUGGAGCUCUUGGUGGGAGUUUGGUUAUGAAGAAUCCUUGGCAAACAGGGGGAGGAGGAACAG
Paramuricea clavata is the source of this 4283-nucleotide messenger RNA. NCBI's taxonomy places the organism in Eukaryota, Metazoa, Cnidaria, Anthozoa, Malacalcyonacea, Plexauridae. The record is from the annotation of a GenBank genome assembly.